This is a messenger RNA of Haemonchus placei, 828 nucleotides long. The record is from the annotation of a GenBank genome assembly. Lineage: Eukaryota; Metazoa; Nematoda; Chromadorea; Rhabditida; Trichostrongylidae.
AUGUCAUACGACAUAUGGAAAGCGAAAUGUGCUGCCGAAAAGAAACGUCUUGAAGCUGAAGGUAAAGCAAAUGGUGGCGAUGGAACGACAAAAGCCGAGGUUGAAGAGCAACAAUUAAGCAGUUCACCACCAGCACGUAAACGUGCACAUACAUUUGUUGCAAGGGAUGAACCGAGAGAAAUCCCAAAAGUUUCACCGCCCAAUUCGAAAGAGAAGAAAGGUCGUUACAUUCUUUUGCCGACCAUUCCUGCAAUGAAAGUGUUUGUUGGCGAGGACGCCCCUGCCAUCGUUCCUCCCGAGCCGUCCAACAUUCUAGCUCCGGACACUUCCGUGCCCACCACCACGACGGCGCCGCUAAGUCUUCCAACAUUCAGUGCCGCACCAACACUUCCCAUGCCGGCACCGUUACCACGUCCUAGCCCGAUAGCCGUCACUGCACCAAACUUCUUCCCAUCAUUGUCAGGUGUUACACCGCCUGUGGCACCAGCUACUACAACUACGGCAUUUGGUGCCGGAUUCACUGCCGAUCAACUGCUCGCCACUCUACUACCUUCAAGUGUACUACUUCAGAAUGCUGGCUUAUUACAACAAAAUGCUUUGGCUAGUCUACUUGGUCUUGCAACGACACCAGUUGUCCCACCUCCUGCCACUUCAUGUGCCAACGACGUACUGGCCCUUCUACGGGCACAACAAUCUGCCCAGUUAGCUGCUGCAUUGGCGGCUGUUCCCGGCAAGAAUACCCUUCUUCCGUCCAGUACCUCGCCGGAUGACCUCAUUCAGACGUUACUCGCACAAACUAGACAACCUAUUUUUUCCCACAGUCUUUGA